UCAGUACAGUUCAUGGGUAAUCAAAUUCCAGAUUUGCACGUACUUGAUUAUAUGCGUCCGACACAAGGUUACUCAUUAACUUUUGUAGACUUUAGUCUACACUUAAGAGAGAAAGGACAUCACACAGAAAUACAAGACUUACUUCACAAAUAGAUUUUUAAGAUCGACACGGGUGAAAGAUGAACGACAUUUAUGAGAAUGACAAUGACAUUUCAUUCCCAGUCAAGUUUGUCGGUCGCAUAGAAGUUGUUCGACCAGUGGGAUUACAACUUCUAAGUGAGGCACUGGCCAGUUUGAAGAACUCAGAUCACGUUACAAGCUCAGAGGGAAAGGGGAAGAAAAGCAAAGUUUCACUGUUUCUGUCCAUGAAUGGAAUCGAUAUUCUGGAACAUGAUACAAAGUUUAUGCUGUACACCUGUCCACUGUUCUUAGUCUCAUUCUGUGCCGUUCACCCGACUCUGCCCAACCACUUUGGCUUUGUGGCCCAGCAUCCUGCCUCUGACGCCUACUACUGCUACCUGUUUCGGAGCAAGAAGUUUUCUCACCUGCUGGUGUCACUCAUUGGUGAUGCCUUUCAUGCUUCCAAGAGGGAUGAGAACAUCGGUCGCAACAGGGACCUGGUGGUGGAAGCUCUCCGUCACAGGAAUAAGACACUGCUUAAGGAGAAUGCAGAGCUCAAGAGGAGAAUUGCUGCACUCACCCAGGGGGAGGAAUUGGAUGAGGACUCACUUGGGGAAGGAGAUGUGGAUGUCAUCAGAGAUAAAGUAUUUUCAGAAGCUGAAUCUAAAACCCCUGUAGUCAGAUUUCAAGCUGCAAGUGACAGAAUGCCUUUGCUCAAAAAAACAUGAAGUCAGAGUGUUGAAUCUUCCUGGAGUAUAACACAGGAUGGGGAACACACACUGUGCGAAAGAUCUCAACCCACAACUGAAGUAUAUGUGUAAUAAAAUUAUCAUGAGAGCUUGUAACAGGUACACGGGGUAUGAUGUUAAUUGAAUUCAAAUUGGUAGAGGAAUUUUACUAUUUUGCUUUGCAUUUUGUUCUGUUUUCUGGUAAAUGUUGUUUCAGUAAUUUGUGAACAUUCAUUUUGGUGAAAACUACAUUGAUUUUGAGAUAAUUGACAUUGUACUGUUUACCUCAUUUGUGUAUUUAAAAGUACUGCUAAUCUGAUGGGUGUUUCGGCUGCAUGUGACCUUUGACACAUACUACUACUGACUCUCUAUGUUUCUUGCUCAUCACUGUACCCACUUCUCCAUGAUAACCUAACAAAUGUUCAUUUUAAAUUGUAGGCAAUAGUGACUCUGUAGUAUAAGUCUAGUCUUACUAGGAAUAACUGGCAAAUUUUCUGGUAAUGCAUAUUUUCUUGGCAUAACAUUAGUUUAAUGAAAUUUAUCAGAAACAAAUAAAAAUACAUGUAAAAAAUUAAAAAAAUAAG
This is a messenger RNA of Paramormyrops kingsleyae, 1432 nucleotides long. RefSeq names its product PTB domain-containing engulfment adapter protein 1-like. The record is from RefSeq and is a predicted model, not a curated record. Lineage: Eukaryota; Metazoa; Chordata; Actinopteri; Osteoglossiformes; Mormyridae.